Messenger RNA from Trichogramma pretiosum, 1949 nucleotides. RefSeq names its product UDP-glucuronosyltransferase 2B13-like. NCBI's taxonomy places the organism in Eukaryota, Metazoa, Arthropoda, Insecta, Hymenoptera, Trichogrammatidae. Bases 222 to 1820 code for a protein of 532 amino acids. Gene Ontology annotation, molecular function: UDP-glycosyltransferase activity. The record is from RefSeq and is a predicted model, not a curated record. The transcript is spliced from 5 exons.
UACUCGCUCGAUCAGUUGUAAAGUGUAAUUAAAGCGUGAAAGAUUUUGAUUUGAUGAAGAUUAGGCUUUAAACAAUCUCAAACAUGCUCAGACAUUGCUGGUAUUGCAGAGCAAACGUAUAUUUCACGCGGCUCGUGUGCGAAGUUUAUCAUUUUAAGCUGUCAAUUUGUAUCGGAUAAUAGAAAGUGAUAAUUUACAGUAUACGUGAAAUAUUGAACAUAAUGAAUUACAUUAAAGUUUUUUUGAUUUUAAAUUGUAUAACUGGAUGGAUGGAGUGUGAUGCGUAUCGAAUUCUUGGAGUUUUUCCAUUCGCCGGAAAGAGUCACAAUAUAAUAUUCGAAUCUCUCAUGAAAGGUCUGGCAAAACAUGGACAUCAAGUGGACGUUGUGACACAUUUUCCGUUAAUGGAACCUAUAAAAAAUUAUAAUGACAUAAUCAACUUGAACGGAACCAUGGAGAAUCUUGUGAAUAAUUAUACAGUUGAAUUUAUUAAUCAAAUUUCUGGUGAAAUUGUUGAUCUGAUAGCACUUUCUUAUGGAAACAGAAUUUGUGAUUUCAUGGGUUUACCAGAGAUGCAAAAAUUAAUAAAAGGCCCACGAAAAAAUUCUUCAUAUGAUGUUGUAAUAACAGAGUUAUUUGGAGCAAACUGUUACAUAGGAUUAGGUCGUGCUUUUAAAGUACCUGUAGUAGCAUUGUCUUCUGCCAUAGAAUAUCCAUGGGUUGCACAUUUAAUAGGCAACGACGAUAAUCUUGCUUAUGUGCCAAAUGCAUAUCAUAUUGGAGUUGGAAGAAUGAAUUGGUGGGAACGUUUAAAUAACGUCUACAGUCAUUACAAAGCAUUGCAUAGAUUUCACUCGUUAACCGAAGAAAGUCAAACAGAGUCCAUGAGAAAAUAUAUAAGCCCUCAAAUGCCAAGUAUUCGAGAAGUAGAGCGAGAAAUUUCGUUAGUUUUGGUGAACAGUCAUCCAAUUUUGUUUGGCGUCAAACCACUUAUUCCUGGCUUAGUCCAAAUUGCUGGUUUGCACGUUGAAGAAAGUGACGAGGUUUUACCUCAGGAGCUAGAAAAAUGGUUAAAUGAAAGUACAGAUGGGGUCGUUUAUUUUACGCUAGGGUCAAUGGUUUUAAUAGAAACUUUACCAACUGAUACUUUAAAACAAAUCUACAAAUCAUUCGAAAAAUUAGCACCCAUGCGAGUUUUAGUAAAAAUUGUAAAUAGAUCGAACUUACCUCCAGGAUUGCCAAAAAAUGUUAAAGCUCUACCUUGGAUACCUCAACAACCAGUCUUAGCACAUAAAAAUAUGAGAAUUUUUAUAACCCAUGGUGGUCUUGGUGGUCUUAUUGAGGCCCUUUAUUACGGAGUACCAAUGAUUGGAAUACCAUUGUUCAGUGAUCAAUUUCGUAAUGUUGAAGCAUUUGUGGCGAAGAGGAUGAUGAUUCCAAUAAAAUUAACCGAAAUCAACGAAAAAAAUUUGGACAACGCGUUCAAUUGUUUGAUCAAUGAUAUUACAUACAAGAAUCAAGCCAUCUAUUAUUCGAAACUAUUUAAAGAUCGACCAGUUAGUUCAAUGAAUAAUGCGAUAUUCUGGAUAGAAUAUGUCAUCAGAAAUGGGAACGUAUUAAGAUCACCAGCUCUUGAUUUCUAUUGGUGGCAAUUGGCAUUACUCGAUAUUUAUGGCCCUAUGUUCGUACUUUCUUGCAUUGCUAUUUUUGGCAAUUUUUUGAUUAUAUAUAAUUUAUUUUUUAAAAACUCUAACUUGGAUGUAAAAAAUGGACAAUAUGAUGAAAAAAGUUACUCAAUCAUUAAAACUAAAAAAAAUUAAGUAGAGUCAUUUAAAGAUAACUAAAUCUGGGAAAUUAAUAUCAAUAUAAAAAUUAAUAUCAAUAGCUGAAAACUCUUAUUUGUAUGUUCUUUGUAUAUCUUUCACGAAGAAAAUCGUUUCCGUAUGAAA